AUGAAAAUCGUAACGAUCUUUUUGAAUCGUUUCCGACACGGUUUGAUAUCGUUGAUGCUAAUUGGCUUUUCCGCUCUCGUUCUGGGUACGCUAAUCGCCGUGUUCGAUCCAUUUCAAUUAAUACUCAAAUGGAAACUCGUAAUGGUCGAAGGUGACGAGACGUUCGAGAUGUGGAAAACACCAGCAGCAGCCGUUUACUUAAAGGUAUACAUAUUCAACAUAACGAACCGUGAAGAUUUCUUGUCUGGGAGAGACGAAAAACUGAGGUUUCAAGAAGUCGGACCAUAUGUUUACAGGGAAAAUUCGGCACACAAAAACGUAACGUUUAAUUCUAACGAUACGCUGACGAUGACGCCUGUAUUUCCGUUGACAUGGGUGCCGGAACUGAAUGCUGGAAAAGAAGACGACGUGUUUAUAUUACCAAACAUUGCUCUCCUGAGUUUUGCCAGUGUUAUGUCAGAAGCCUCUUUGAUCACCAGGAUGGGUGUCAAUCUACUUAUUCGCCAAACGAAAUCCAAACCGUUUAUCAGACAAACGGCUAAGGAGUUCAUGUUUGGUUACGAAAGUCCAUUAGUGACUAUAGGCAACAAGUUCUUGCCGUCUUGGAUCGCGUUUGACAAGCUGGGCCUUAUAGACAGAAUGUACGACUUCACCGGCGACAGUGCAACGAUUUACACAGGAGCAGGAGACGUGUCCAAGUCCGGGACCAUAGAGAACUAUAACAAUAGACCAUAUCUGCCUCAAUGGCCAGCGGCCCCUUGUAACAAAGUUUCGGGUGCUUCGGAUGGUACUAAGUUUCCAUCUGUAUCAGACGACGGCACACAAAUGAUGUUUUUCAGGAAGUCUCUCUGCAGAGCAAUUCCGAUGGUAAAAAAUAGUGAACUGUUUUUGAACUCCGGCUUGCAAGUGAAUAAGUAUAUUUUCGAAAACGGAUCAUUGGACAACGGUGCCGACAACCCGGCUAAUAAGUGUUUUUGCCGUAAAAACAAAUGUUUGAAACCGGGGCUGAUCGAUGUCACCGACUGUUAUUAUGGUUUUCCUAUCGCAUUGUCUUACCCUCACUUUUACAAGUCCGACCAAUCGAUAUUAGACGCCAUCGACGGAAUGACUCCUGAUCAAGAACAGCACGAAACCUACUUCCUCAUCAACCCGGAAACGGGUAUGCCCACACAAUUGUACGUCAGAAUGCAAAUUAACAUUGCUCUAGGUGACAUAUCGGACAUGGCAAACACGGAACAUUGUAGCAACUUGGUUAUACCAUUAGUUUGGACUGAGAUUGGAUUCGAAAAGCUACCCGACGACAUGCUGAACAAGUUCUUCGUGUACCUUCGGGUCGGGCCGGUCUUGUUCGUCGGGCUCAAGUACGCGCUGCUGGUCGGCGGCGUGGCGUUCGUCGCGCUCACCGUGUUCGCGUCUCUGUUCAUACCCGUCGACGACGAGCUGAGGUACCGCAACUCGUCGGCGUGGCGCCGCGAAAGUCAGACGCUGACCACGCGGGACACCACACCUACGAUACGCGUGCCCAUACCCGCGGCCGUCGUGGCCGGCAAGGAGAUGAACACGUACUACAACUCGCUGCUGGACGGUGACGGCGCGGCCCGGCUCAACGACGACCUGUGCGACAGGCUGGACGUGGUGCACGAGGAGAGGUCGUUCAGGAGCAGUUGCACCGGAUCGGAGGACGACGACGACGAAAACGACCGAAUCGUCUGA
Macrosiphum euphorbiae (potato aphid) is the source of this 1713-nucleotide messenger RNA. The record is from the annotation of a GenBank genome assembly. NCBI's taxonomy places the organism in Eukaryota, Metazoa, Arthropoda, Insecta, Hemiptera, Aphididae.